UACAGGUCCCGACAUGCACCUCGUCCAUUACCAUAGCAGCGGGAAGUUAGUUUCCACCAUGGACGGCCCGAGCAGAGUGUUUACUGCUAUACUACCGGCUGCGGGGCUCGAGUUUGCCGGUAACGUAAAGGAGCAGGGGCUGGAAGUACGGACAGUUAACCGGCAGAGUCCCAGUAACCGUGUGAGGGAGGUCCAGGUGACGGGGACAGCGGAGGUUUGUUGUCCGGCGGACCGAGUCUCUGUCCGGGUCAGUGUGAGCAACAGUAAAGAGUCAGUGAACGAGGUCACAAACAGCGUUUCCCGACGACUCGAGUACAUCGUGCAGACUGUCAGACAACAUGGCGUGAGUGACACAGACACCACAGUGAGGAGGUUUCUUCACAGAGAAGCAGACCUGUUCCACAUGGAUGCAGAGGUGGUGGUGACUUUUUUGGAUUUUGAGAAGAUGGAGCGAGUUUGUAGUGUCUUGCUGGAGAAGCUGGACAAGAGUGUCUGUGUGGGAUCGCCACAGUUUUACCACAGUGAAGACUGCCUGAGUCACCUGAGAAAGCAAGCUUGUGUAUCUGCAGUUGAAAAUGCUCAGCAGAAGGCCAACGAAGUCAGUCAGCUCCUGGGACAAAGUCUGGGACACCCCCUACUCAUCAGAGAGGAAGAGACGAGGGAGUGGAGGAACGAGGACGAGGACUAUGGGAGCAGAGAGCAGGGAGCUGCACCCGUUUCUCAUCUUCCUCAUGCACCCACAAUCACUGCCUCCUCGCGGGUGACUGUCUGCUUCAGCCUCAGAGAUAGGAAAAAACUCUAAAGACAUUUGCCAUUGGCAAAACCAAACCCCUGUUUGCCACAGUUUAAAACACUUUAUUGCACAAUUGCAGCUCAUCCAAAGCGUAGACAGUCAAGGUUAUUUUUAGACUUUCGCAAACACUGUCAUGUAAAUUUAAAUUUACAGAAAAUCAACAAAUUUCAAGCAUUGAUAAUUAUGCCAAACACUCAUAUGUUGUCUUUUAAAAAGACAUGAAAACCUCAUCAAACUUUUGACAAGGUCAAUAACUGACCACAGAGGGAGAAAAUGGAAUUAUCAGAUGGAUGAAUGUUUUUAAGACAGAUUCUUCAGGUGUCCAUGACCUCAUCUUCAGGAAACAGCUCUCUGAGCCAGGGCUGCAUGAUGAACCGCUCGCCGUCAAAAUGUGUGAAGUAAUUCUCCAAGGUGGGAAUGUUUGGCUACAGAAACAUCCAACAGUGAGUCCAAGGCCAUCAUGUGUUUGUGUAUUUGAGUGUGCUGUGAUUUCCACGUCUUACCCUCAUCCCGGUGAUGCGCUCCAGUUGCGUCUGAGGCAAAUAUGCAACCAUCAGAGAGGAACCUGCAGGUCCGCCGAACAGAACUUUGUAGUGAGGUGUCCUCUCUGCAGCGGCGCCCUACACAUACAGACACACACAGUCACAGAGGUCAUGAACUUGUUUCCAACAUUUGAACACAUUACAUUUCCUAUAAUGUGGGUCACUUGCAGUUCUGAAGCACUAGUGUGAAAUCUAUUUACUGAAUGAGGUGUGUCCAACCCCUUUAUGUAGUAUUGUUAGUAUUAGGCAUUUUCCAGUUAAGCUGACGGAGCGUAAAAAAACUCUAGAGAUGAUUGUUGGGUCAGGUUCGGCACAUCAAUUGCCUGGUAAUUCCAAAUUCUAAGUGAAAGUAAAAUAUAGGGUUGAAGAAUUAAUCAAAAUGUUAUCAAAAUCACAAUACAGCCUAAUCAGAAUAUUUCUUGAAGCCAAAAUGUGUGGGAAAAUGACCAUUUUAGAUGAAAUAUUGUCCACGCCUGUUCACAUCAUAUUCUACAGACUGACGUGUAUCUUUGUUGCUCACAGUUCUGCACAAAUAUCACAGUCAUCAUUUUAAAUAUGUAUUUUAACUGAAAUUUUGGAAAAUUAUGUAAAAAAAAAUACCAAUCUCUAUCAUAUCACAAAAUCAUACCGCAAUCGCACUUUCAGUCAACUGCUAACUAAAGCGGUUAUGGUCAAUUACAUAUAUCUUCAAAAUUGUUCAGCCCCAGUAAAAAAAGGCCAGUUUUAGUUCAGUAGCUCCACUUUCACUUACGUUAUGUGGGAGUGUCCAACACAUGUCUUUUAAAAGUCUGGUUUUAGUCGGACUAACACAAUUACUCAAUUUCUUCAAUGGAUAAAAAAAUAUUUGUGGAUGCUAACCUCAAAACUGGAAUAUAUCUUGUUAAUCCACUCUGAAGGGGCUCGCAUCUCCGGGUCCCAGCUCACCACCACUCCGACCAUGUUACCCUUCCUCUCCCUCACCACCUCGCCGACUCGUAGGAACACAAAUGGAGGACGAGGGCUGCGCACGGUCGAGGACGCUGCAGGAGAAACGAUGAAGGAAAUAAGACAAAUUGUCACUUUGAAUAGUAGAUUUUCUUUAAAAUGGUCAGAUUAACACUCUUUGUUAUGAAAUGCUCUUUUUGAUAAAAGAGGAAGAAAUAACCGAAAUACAAAAUGUAGUUUCACACAAGAUUAAAAAAGGGGAUAUUUUUAUUCA
Messenger RNA from Solea solea (common sole), 2533 nucleotides. It is a transcript of the gene irak1bp1, whose product is annotated as interleukin-1 receptor-associated kinase 1 binding protein 1. The record is from RefSeq and is a predicted model, not a curated record. Bases 14 to 802 code for a protein of 262 amino acids. Gene Ontology annotation, biological process: canonical NF-kappaB signal transduction; immune response. The transcript is spliced from 4 exons. Lineage: Eukaryota; Metazoa; Chordata; Actinopteri; Pleuronectiformes; Soleidae.